This is a messenger RNA of Durio zibethinus, 1514 nucleotides long. RefSeq lists its product as uncharacterized. NCBI's taxonomy places the organism in Eukaryota, Viridiplantae, Streptophyta, Magnoliopsida, Malvales, Malvaceae. The record is from RefSeq and is a predicted model, not a curated record. Gene Ontology annotation, molecular function: zinc ion binding.
AUUAUAUUUAGGUUCAGAGCUGGACGCCUGGACCCCAAAACUUAGGACUAGUAUUAUGAAUUGAAUAUUGAAUAGAACAUGAUGUGGCAAGAUCUGGGUGGGUACUGAAUGUCCAAUAGAUGACCAAAAUCCCACCUAAGAAAUUUCAAUGCAAAUUUGCCCCCCUUUGUUUUCUGUUGAUUCAUUUUGUUUUUCUGGUAAACAAUUCAUUGCUUCUCAUUUACCAAAAUUUUUUAAAGUCAAUCAAUUUGGUACUGUUAAUAUUCUUUACUGCCAAUGUGAAAUUUCAAAACAAAAACAGCCAUAGUUCUUUCUAGGUUAUUGGUGCGUUACUUUCAAUUCCAAAGGAAGAUUUCCCAAAUCUGAAAAAGAUGUGAGAUUUAUCAAAAUAUAAAAUUAAUAAAUUUAAGAAAAGGAAAAAGAAAGCAGAAAGGGCAUUUAUACAUUUAAUAAACAUUUUGACAAGUUGCCUUGAGCAUGUGUUAUGUAUUUAAAAACACUAGGGUGGGGUAAACAGAAAUAAAAACAAAACAUUUAGGCAUAAAACUCAGUCACGCACAUGAAAAUUCAAGCUUGAAGGCAAUUCUCUUAAAACAAGAAGAAAAAAAAAAUGAAAAAGUGUGAGCUCUGCAACUCUCUGGCAAAGAUAUGUUGUGAAUCAGAUCAAGCCAUCUUGUGCUGGGAUUGUGACUUCAGUGUACAUGGGGCCAAUUUUCUGGUUGCGAAGCAUUUAAGAACUCUUCUUUGCCACCUCUGUCAAUCUCCUACGCCCUGGAAUGGCUCCGGACCAAAGCUUGGCCCGACUGUUUCUGUUUGCGAAAAUUGUGUGAAUAGAAAUGCUUGUAGAGAGGAGAUAAGAAAUGAAGAAACAAGCGAUGAAAAAGAUGAAGAUGGUGAUCUUGAUGAGGAAGAUGACAGUAGCGAAGAUGAUGAUGGAGACAGUGGUGGUGAUGAAGAAAAUCAAGUGGUUCCAUGGUCAUCUAUGCCACCAGUUUCCAGUUCUUCAACAAGUGAAGAAUGUUCCACCAGGUUUGGCAGCACCCAAGAAACUGCUUCUCAAUCAAGAACAGUACAUUCAUUUAAGCGCAUGCGUGAGACUGCAGAGCCCGCUUCUCGACAGGAUCGUCCAGACUGCUCAUAUUCUCCACAACAUCAUGAAUUUGUCAAAUGAAUCAGCUUCUUUAGAUGCCUUCUGGUCACUGAAAGACCAGAAAAUACCAGUGCGAGACUCUCUCAAGGAAUUACAGAAGUGUAUGGUUGCUGGAGAUGGAUGAAGAAGUCACAAAAAUGCUUGAUAUCUACAAAUGGCAAAAGCUGCUUCAAGAUGUUAAUGGCAUUUUUACUGUAAUUAAUUUUCUUUUAGUACGAGGUAACUUUCUCUAAUUAGAAGUCAGCCAGUCUUGAUGGAUCUGUAUUGGUUUGUGUUUAAUUAAAGCAGAAAUGUAUGUGUUUUAAUCUUUCUUUUCUUGUUGAAAUUAGUUUUAAAUUGAAGCUGAAAGCACAUUCUGUACCAA